Molecule: messenger RNA, 1278 nt
Organism: Aureobasidium musti
Lineage: Eukaryota; Fungi; Ascomycota; Dothideomycetes; Dothideales; Saccotheciaceae
Source: the annotation of a GenBank genome assembly
AUGCUGCUAUCACAAUACCGACGUCGUCUAUACCGGAGAAUCAGUCUACGCUACUUAAUCGUAGCUCUAGUCCUCUUCGUUAUCAUCAAUUUGGUUGAGGCAUUCAGCAUACACUCAGCACUCCAACAAGCAUCUUUGGAACAGCCCAUCGCUUUCGGACACCAGAAAAUCUUCAUCGUGGGCAUCCACUGGAACAGCGAAAACAUCUUGCGAGACCAUUGGAUACCUGCCGUAGUUGCUCUCGCCAAAGCCAUCGGACCCAAAAACGUUUUUGUCAGUAUCUACGAAAGCGGGAGUUACGACAAUACGAAAGCGGUGCUGCGGAUACUGGACCAAGCGCUGGAAGAAAAUGGCAUACCUAGAAAAGUGGUGCUUGAUGAGACCACGCAUGCUGAUGAGAUAUCCAUGACUCCGAGUGCGAGUGGAUGGAUCGAAGUACCGAAUGGAACCACGCAAUUGCGACGUAUACCGUAUCUGGCCAAGCUGCGCAACAUAGCAAUGCAGCCUUUGUAUGAUCUACAAGAUGCCAAUGUUGCGUUUGACAAGAUUUUGUUUCUCAAUGAUGUUGUGUUUACGGUAAUGCUUGCUUCCUGUCCUGCUUAUAACCAAGUCUUGCUGACUCCAGACCAGACUCCAGAUGUCCAAAAACUGCUUUCUACCAGAGGAGGAGAUUACGCCGCAGCUUGCGCUCUGGACUUUUCGAAACCUCCUGCUUUCUAUGACACUUUUGCACUUCGUGAUAUCGAGGGACACGAAGCUGUAACCACAGAAUGGCCAUACUUUCGAUCGCGAGAAUCUCGAGAAGCCUUGAAGUAUGGCAAACCAACACCAGUGACAAGUUGCUGGAAUGGUAUUGUUGCUAUGAACGCAAAACCAUUCUACCAAACCCCUCAAUUGACGUUCCGAGGCGUACCAGACUCGUUGGCGAAGUUCCAUGUCGAGGGUUCAGAGUGCUGUCUCAUUCACACAGACAACCCUUUCAGUCGAGAGCAAGGCGUCUGGGUGAAUCCAAAUGUGCGCGUAGGCUAUAACGAGCAUGCCUACAAGGUUGUCAAUCCAGAAGGCUCGAAGGGUUGGAUAUCCACAUUCUCUAUUGCACGUAGUCUAUGGAUUAACAGAUUGUUGCGGUGGUUGACAUCCCCUUUGUUCAAAGAGCGGGUCAUGAGACGUCGCGUAGAGCAGUGGAUGGAAAAGCGCCCUAACAGCCACGAGACAGGGCCUUCGUGCUUGAUAAACGAGAUGCAAAUCUUGACGUGGUUUGGGUGGGCUCAUGUAUAA